This is a messenger RNA of Urocitellus parryii (Arctic ground squirrel), 4163 nucleotides long. It is a transcript of the gene Ldb3, whose product is annotated as LIM domain binding 3. NCBI's taxonomy places the organism in Eukaryota, Metazoa, Chordata, Mammalia, Rodentia, Sciuridae. Gene Ontology annotation, cellular component: Z disc; adherens junction; filamentous actin. Gene Ontology annotation, molecular function: muscle alpha-actinin binding; actin binding. Gene Ontology annotation, biological process: heart development; muscle structure development; actin cytoskeleton organization. The record is from RefSeq and is a predicted model, not a curated record.
GGGCGGGCACAGUGUAGGGUUACAGUCCAUUUAUGGGCGCAGCAAGGGCAGAUAUCAGUGUCGAUGGCAUUCGCUCCCAGCUAUUCUUAGGAGCCUCCCAGGAGCUCUGCACAGCCUGUCUAGGCAGCAAGGGGCAGAGCAGAGGCAGCCACUAUCAGCACCAGCAUGUCUUACAGUGUGACUCUGACCGGGCCCGGGCCCUGGGGCUUCCGUCUGCAGGGAGGCAAGGACUUCAACAUGCCCCUCACUAUCUCCAGGAUCACACCAGGUAGCAAGGCAGCCCAGUCCCAGCUCAGCCAAGGUGACCUUGUGGUGGCCAUCGAUGGCGUCAACACAGACACUAUGACCCACCUGGAAGCCCAGAACAAGAUCAAGGCUGCCAGCUACAACCUGAGCCUCACCCUGCAGAAGUCAAAGCGUCCUGUUGCCAUCUCCACAACUGCACCCCCCGUCCAGUCCCCUCUGCCGGUGAUCCCUCACCAGAAGGUGGUAGCCAACUCUCCAGCCAACGCCGACUACCAGGAACGCUUCAACCCCAGUGCUCUGAAGGACUCGGCCCUGUCCACUCACAAGCCCAUUGAGGUGAAGGGGCUGGGUGGCAAGGCCACCAUCAUCCAUGCACAGUACAACACGCCCAUCAGCAUGUACUCCCAGGAUGCCAUCAUGGACGCCAUUGCUGGGCAGGCCCAAGCCCAGGGCAGUGACUUCAGUGGGGCGUCGCCGCUGGCGAGCCUUCCUGUGAAAGACCUUGCUGUGGACAGCGCCUCUCCAGUAUACCAGGCUGUGAUUAAGAACCAGAACAAGCCAGAAGACGAGGCUGAUGAGUGGGCCCGCCGUUCCUCCAACCUGCAGUCUCGCUCCUUCCGCAUCCUGGCCCAGAUGACAGGGACGGAAUACAUGCAAGACCCUGAUGAAGAAGCUCUGCGAAGAUCAAGCACCCCUAUUGAGCAUGCUCCAGUGUGCACCAGCCAGGCCUCCACCCCGCUGCUGCCCGCUUCUGCCCAGCCGCCUGCUGCCGCCUCUCCUAGGGCAGCCUCGCCACCCCUGGCCACAGCUACUGCCCAUGCUGCCACCGCCUCUGCUGCAGCCCCUACCUCGAUCCCUGCGGACAGUCCAAGACCCCAGGCCUCUACCUGCAGCCCUGCAGCAGCUACCUCUCCAGCACCAACUGCCCAUACGAGCUACAGUGAGGGUCCAGCUGCCCCUGCACCCAAGCCCCGAGUUGUCACCACUGCCAGCAUCCGGCCUUCUGUCUACCAACCAGUGCCUGCAUCUACCUACAGCCCAUCCCCAGGGGCCAAUUACACUCCAACUCCUUACACCCCCUCUCCUACCCCAGCCUAUACCCCUUCACCUGCCCCUACUUACACCCCUUCACCUGCUCCCACCUAUUCCCCCUCUCCUGCUCCAGCCUAUACCCCUUCACCUGCCCCAAACUAUAACCCCACACCCUCAGCGGCCUAUAGCGGGGGCCCAGCAGAGUCUGCCAGCCGUCCCCCCUGGGUGACAGAUGACAACUUCUCUCAGAAGUUUGCUCCUGGCAAGAGUACUACGUCUAUUAGCAAGCAGACCCUGCCCCGGGGUGCCCCAGCCUAUACUCCGACAGGUCCCCAAGUGACCCCCCUUGCCAGAGGUACCGUCCAGAGAGCUGAGCGCUUCCCAGCCAGCAGCCGAACUCCACUGUGUGGCCACUGCAACAACGUCAUCAGGGGUCCUUUUCUGGUAGCCAUGGGCCGCUCCUGGCACCCAGAAGAGUUCAACUGUGCCUACUGCAAGACCUCCUUGGCAGAUAUGUGCUUUGUGGAGGAGCAGAACAAUGUUUACUGUGAGCGGUGUUAUGAGCAGUUCUUUGCCCCACUCUGUGCCAAGUGCAACACCAAAAUCAUGGGGGAAGUGAUGCAUGCCCUGAGGCAGACAUGGCACACCACCUGCUUUGUCUGUGCAGCCUGCAAGAAGCCUUUUGGGAACAGUCUCUUCCACAUGGAAGAUGGAGAGCCCUAUUGUGAGAAAGACUACGUCAACCUGUUCAGCACCAAGUGUCAUGGUUGUGAUUUCCCCGUGGAAGCUGGUGACAAGUUUAUUGAAGCCCUGGGGCAUACCUGGCAUGACACCUGCUUCAUUUGUGCGGUCUGCCAUGUGAAUCUGGAAGGGCAGCCAUUCUACUCCAAGAAGGACAAGCCCCUGUGCAAGAAGCACGCACAUGCCGUCAAUGUGUAGGGAGCCAAGGGUGUCUGGUGCAGACGAGGCCCCAGGCUGCUCCUGCUGCUGGCAACGAAGGAUUCGAGGAGGCUGAUAUUUCUUUUGGGGGAAAAGGGGGAAGAGAGGAAGCAAUUGAGCUCUUUUGAAGUAUAAUUUUAGUCUUUUCUUCUGUACACAUAUCGUGUAUUUGCAUAGCUCAGACUAGAAGCCAAAUGAAGAUUCUAAACCAAGCUAGUAAUUAAUCCAAGACUGGAAUUGCACUUCAAACGUUUAAGACAGGAUUCCAAGAACUCAAAAGUGAAAAAUGAAAAGCAGCUUUCCCAAAGUGAUACACCUCCCUGCUGUCAUUGGAGCAGGGACAGAGCUCAGAGCAGUCAUGGAGAAUCCGAAGCAUUCUGUGUUCUGUAGAGCUCCUCUGGCAAACAAAACGAAGUGCCAAACAGUGCUUGCUGMAGGGUAUUUUUAGAGCCAUAACUGAGAGCUUGUUAGCUAAGACCAAUUGGGCUUUCCUCGCCAAAAAAGGAAGUGUUAUUCCAUUACUAGCGUCAUGGAGCUACCUCUGCACAUCAGACUUCAGGCCGUGAACAAACUUGAAAUGUCUAAAARGAGCCCAGAUGUCGGAAGAGGUGUCUUCUGGGAGCCACUGGGCGGUUGACAAGGCUCCAGGAAGAGCUCUGGUUCAUGUUGCUAACAGCCAAGAAGGAUGGGCCCUUCAGCUCCCCUCUUUCAGUUUGAAAUAUCCCGUGUCCCUGGAAGGCUUAGCUCCUUUUUGAAUUGUGAAGGAGAAGUGGAAUUGGGUUUUUCCAGUUUAGCUUUGUAGUGUAUGAGAGGAGAGUUUAAGAGAUUCUGGGUUGCGUUUGACCCUUGUUUUGCUUUAAGAGAUUCCUAAGCAUGAGUGUCCUCUGCAUGURUUUCACUCCCUACCUGCAACUGCUCACUUAUAAUGUCUUCCUCAGCACCCCCUAUCCCCCAAACAGGCUCCAUGGUCUGUGGAAAGAAAAGACAGUGUCUGACACAGGAUGGCAGAAUAGGCUAACACGCCCAAACUGUGGGUGGGGAAGAGGAACCUUACUUUCUGCCAACCUCAGUAAGAACACAUGAGCUGGCAGGAUCUUCAGGUCUGCACCAUCCUUUUCAUACAUAUAUUCCUUUAAAUGCAGCACACUGAUUAUGUACAGUCAUCUUGACGGCUGGGAGGAAAAGAAGGAUGUUUUGCUGUUUUGGCCAAUAUUUUCAGAAUGUAUAAGGUGUAUUGAUCUAGCAGUUAUUUAAGUAUUUAUUGAAAUAGACUUGAGCCUUUAAUUUCUUUGCAAUAUAGGUGAUAGUUUGAGUUAAGUAAUCAUUACUUAAAGCUGUUUGGCAAUAAAAUGAGAAGCUUUGUUUCUGAGGUUGGAGACCAAAUGCUCUCUUUCCUUUUUAGGAAACACUAUUAAGAUGUUCAUAGAAUAUGGCAUUGAAGCAAGCAGUUUGCAUGGAUAUUUUGGAUUGGAGCACAAUAUUUAGGCACUUUUCCUAUUCUCUGCUAAUGUCUCCUCACUCUUGUGUUGAAUUUUCUCUUUGCAYGUUUGAAAUGUUUUACAGAAAUACAUUAGGACUUUUUUUCUGCUGAGAACUUCCAGGGGACUGCUGUUCUACCAGAGUGUGUCUCUUCUCCCUGAGGGACAAUGAAGCAGCUGGCCAUGUCCCUAGCGGAAGCCCAUACUUUGUCCAAGUGUGAGGCCAUCGGCCCUUCCUGGCACCAUCAGGGAGGAACAUAAAUGUGCUCCUACCAGAGAGCACUUUUUUUUCUUUUGAUGCAGUAAAGAAAGUAAACACAAAGCACCAAGGAGAGUAAAUUUUGCUGGAACAGCCUGGAAAUUUUUCAGGAGAUGCAAACAAGUACCUUGGAGCAUUCUGUUAUUCUUGGAAAGUUCAAAUAUACAGGGACAAGAAGCUUGCUGACUACAUAGAAAGGCUCUAAGCAG